AUGGACGCAUUGAGACUUCUUACUACCAAUGUUAAAUUUAGGCAUAAACCAGUGGAGGAAGAAGCAGAAAAGAAGGAAGAAUUGAAAAAUGAGCUGUUUUCUGGUGGAAAAGUGAAAAUCACGGGUUCUAACCCUAUAGAUCCUGUGACCGAGUUUCCUGACUGUAUAUUUAAGGACAAUUUGGAGAAACAAUAUGUCCAGGAUUGUUCUGCUAUCCAAAGAUACUCAAUCCCAAUUUUAUCUUCAAAGCGAGAUUUGUUAGCUUGCGCUCCUACGGGAUCAGGAAAAACAAUUGCUUACUUAUUUCCUAUUCUCUACUCGCUUCAGUCCCAUGUUGAAGGCGGUUACAGGGCACUAAUUAUUGCUCCCACGAAGGAUUUAUGUGAACAAAUUUAUAAGCAAGCAAAAAGACUUACGGUGAAUUCAUCUGUACAUGUAACCGAAUUGAAUAAGUCAAAUGAAAAGAUUCAGGAGAAGUCUCCUCAGCUACGCGAAAGAUAUGAUGUAUGUAUAACUACACCCAUGAGACUUAUUCAUGCCUUACGGAGUGGUUUGAAGCUGGACAAAGUGGAAUUUGUAGUAAUGGACGAGGCAGAUCGUCUUUUUGAAGAAGGAUUUGUCGAACAAACAGAUGAAAUUUUAAGCGCUUGUACAAAUCCAAAUGUAUGUAAAAGUCUUUUCUCAGCCACAUUACCUUCUACUGUUGAAGAAUUGGCUCAAACAGUAGCCCGUGACCCUCUACGUGUCAUCAUUGGUACGAAGGAUACUUCUAGGAGCAUUGACCAAAAGCUUCUCUUUGUUGGUUCCGAUUCUUCUAAAGUCGUUAUUUUCCGCCAAAUGAUAGCGAACGGUGAAAUUAAGCCACGUAUCGUAGUUUUUGUUCAAGAUAUAGAACGCGCGAAAGCCCUUUACACUGAAUUAAUGUUUGAUGAGAUCCACGUUGGCGUUAUACACGGUGAACUUCCCGAGGUUAAACGAGAAGAAGUCCUUAAUAAAUUCCGCAAAGGAGAUGUAUGGGUUUUGAUAGCCACCGAUCUAUUAGCAAGAGGUAUCGAUUUUCAUGGCGUAAAAAUGGUUAUCAACUUUGAUUUCCCGCAAAGUGUACAUAGUUAUAUUCACCGCAUCGGUCGUACCGGUCGAGCUGGUCAUGCAGGAAAAGCCAUCACUUUUUUCACUAAGGAGGACAGUGAAUAUGUAAAGCUUGUUGCUGGCGUUAUGAAAGCUUCUGGCUGUGAGGUUCCUAGUUGGAUAUUAUCGCUUCCUAAGCCAUCGAAGGGAACGAAAAAGAAGCUGAAGAAAUCUCCUCCUAAGAGAAAGAAGAUCACCACUCGAGCUUCCUAUGAUAGACAUAAAGAAUUGCGAAAGAAGGAACAUAUAAAAAAGCUUAAACGAGAUGCUUCUUUGGCAAAACAGAAAGGAAAAGAAGGAUCAACAGAAAAUGAUAAUACUAAAUUGAACUAUCUUUAA
Messenger RNA from Schizosaccharomyces cryophilus OY26, 1467 nucleotides. RefSeq names its product ATP-dependent RNA helicase Rok1. The record is from RefSeq and is a predicted model, not a curated record. The transcript has 2 exons. Gene Ontology annotation, molecular function: nucleic acid binding; RNA helicase activity; ATP binding. Gene Ontology annotation, biological process: maturation of SSU-rRNA. Lineage: Eukaryota; Fungi; Ascomycota; Schizosaccharomycetes; Schizosaccharomycetales; Schizosaccharomycetaceae. The coding region runs from base 1 to 1467 and encodes 488 amino acids.